Daldinia decipiens is the source of this 1547-nucleotide messenger RNA. RefSeq names its product glycoside hydrolase family 16 protein. The record is from RefSeq and is a predicted model, not a curated record. Gene Ontology annotation, biological process: carbohydrate metabolic process. The coding region runs from base 194 to 1294 and encodes 366 amino acids. The transcript is spliced from 2 exons. NCBI's taxonomy places the organism in Eukaryota, Fungi, Ascomycota, Sordariomycetes, Xylariales, Hypoxylaceae. Gene Ontology annotation, molecular function: hydrolase activity, hydrolyzing O-glycosyl compounds.
AGGAAGUCUCAAUCGACUACAUACGCUCAGUUUUCCCUUGUGCGCUUUCGCUCCUUUGCUCGAGUUUUUGCAUGCGAGGCUUUGUUUCGUCUUCGCAAUACCGCCCCAACCGCCCCAACACCCUGAUCUGUCGGCAGCCCAACAAAGUGUUCUCCUUUAAUGCUAAGCGCGCGUGAGGAUACUCUGCUACACGAUGGCUUCUCUUCGCGUCUUAGCCUUGCUGUUGGUAUUUUUCAACCUCGUGCUGGCGGACUGCGAAUGCGGAUAUUCGAUAAUAACGCCUUCCGACGACAAACGAUACGUUUUCACCGAUUUAUUGGAGAGCGACUUUGUUCAUCUAGAUAUCACGGAUAGGACUCGGGGAUAUGGAGAAUAUGGUUGGGCGGCGCAGGAGUUUGAUAUGUCGAGUGAAGUCGCGCGAGGGCCUUACGGUCAAGCGUUUACUCCGCAAAACGUAAUAUCAAAUAAUAUCGCCGACGAGCAAAUAUUCAGUGGGUCUGGGGUUAAGGGUGGUGAUGCCGGCUUGAAGCUUGUGGUUGGAAGCGAAAUAAAAAACGGGAUGGUUCCCUGCGCCGACGUUGCUACCACGGAUGUUCAAUAUUACCACGGGACCUUCAGGGCGGGUAUCAAGGUCACCGAUGUGCCAGGAACAUGUAGUGCUUUCUUCUGGUAUAUGAAUGAUACCCAAGAAAUCGACAUAGAGUUCUUAUCAGCCGAGUUCAACAAGAGCAAUAACUCGUUCCCAGUUAAUCUCGUCCUACAAUCUCAGGAGUCAAAAGACCACGGGUUCGACGCAUCUAAGACGGGGGACUUCAAGACAAUUCACUUACCAUUCGACCCUACUACGGAUUUCCACGAGUAUAGAAUCGACUUUUUGCCGGACAGAGUUCUUUUUUACGCAGACGCCCAACUUCUCACCGAGAUGAACGGCACUGGCGUGCCUUCUACUCCCGGAAACUUACAGGUGUCGCAUUGGAGCAACGGGAAUGUGGGAUGGUCGCAGGGACCACCGAAGACGGAUGCCACAACCACAGUCAGUUACGUAAAGGCGUACUUCAACUCAUCCUUAAAAUCGAGGCAGAACGAUUAUAUGAUACGGUGUAAAGAUCCCUCAGUUCCAACGGCAGUCUGUGCGAUCCCCGAUAGAAACACGACAUACUUCUUCGGCAACGUCGCGAACAUGACACCUAACCAAACGACUUACCACGAGAACAACGGAAGGCGGGCGAGGCGGUGGCGACCUCUCCCAUUUGCUGCGGCUAUCGCAACCAGCACUUGGGUGGUUGGUCUAUAAAGAAGUUUCUGUCUAAUUAGAUAUUCUUAGAAGGAUGUGAUAUGGAUGAUAAAGGCGGCUCGGAUAAGCAUAUUCUAGCAUUUUGAUUAUGGCGCGGGUUGUUAAGCUAUAAGCUAUAGCACUUCACUUUUAGUUGUAUGAUACCUUUCAAGUCGGCGCCAGGACGAUUCUUCUAACGCCGUCUGUUGUUGUGACUCUUAGUUGCCUGUAUAUAUAUAUCUUCUUGCGAGGACAAUUGAGAUACUUACAAAUG